Molecule: messenger RNA, 4566 nt
Organism: Heteronotia binoei (common prickly gecko)
Lineage: Eukaryota; Metazoa; Chordata; Lepidosauria; Squamata; Gekkonidae
Gene: NOL10
Product: nucleolar protein 10
Exons: 21
Coding region: 83-2146 (687 amino acids)
Biological process (GO): maturation of SSU-rRNA from tricistronic rRNA transcript (SSU-rRNA, 5.8S rRNA, LSU-rRNA)
Cellular component (GO): nucleolus; 90S preribosome; nucleus
Molecular function (GO): protein binding
Source: RefSeq, a predicted model, not a curated record
CAACUCUAUGGUCAGGGCUUUGACCCGGAAGUGAAGGUUGUUUUCCGCUUGCCUCAGCCGGCUCACGGAAGAAGAGGGCAUCAUGCAGGUCUCUAGCCUCAACGAAGUGAAGAUCUACAGCCUGAGCGCCGGCCGGAGCCUUCCAGAGUGGCUUUCUGAUAGGAAGAAGAGAGCAUUACAGAAGAGAGAUGUUGACAUUCAAAGGAGAAUUGAACUUAUCCAGGACUUUGACAUGCCCACGGUUAGCACGAAUCUCAAAGUUUCGCGAGAUGGGCAAUACAUUAUGGCAGCAGGUACAUAUAAACCUAGAGUCCGAUGUUAUGAUACCUAUCAAUUAUCCAUGAAGUUUGAAAGAUGCUUGGAUUCUGAAGUGGUUACAUUUGAUAUUUUAUCAGAUGAUUACUCAAAGAUUGUUUUUUUGCUAUGUGACAGAUAUGUGGAAUUUCACUCCCAGCAUGGCCGUUAUUAUAGAACCAGAAUACCCAAGUUUGGUAGAGAUUUCUCAUACCAUUAUCCAUCAUGUGACCUGUAUUUUGUAGGAGCAAGCUCUGAAGUAUACAGACUAAACCUGGAACAAGGAAGGUACCUGAAUUCUCUGCAGACUGAUGCUUCGGAGAAUCAUGUGUGUGAUAUAAAUUCCGUUCACGGCUUAUUUGCGACUGGGACACUUGAGGGAAAAGUGGAAUGCUGGGAUCCUAGGACACGAAAUCGAGUUGGAGUGUUGGAUUGUGCUUUAAGCAGCUUAACGGCUGAUAAACAGGUAGAUGGUCUCCCUGCUAUUUCAGCCCUGAAAUUUGAUGGAGCUAUGAACAUGGCUGUUGGGACAUCCACAGGCCAGAUUUUGUUUUAUGAUCUCCGAUCAAGUAACCCAUUAAUUGUGAAAGAUCAUCAAUAUGGCUUGCCUAUUAAAUCAAUCCAGUUCCACAAUUCAUUAGAUUUGGUUAUUUCUGCUGAUUCACGAAUCAUAAAAUUUUGGAACAAGGACACCGGGAAAAUAUUCACUUCCAUGGAGCCUGAACAUGGUAUUAAUGAUGUCUGUAUAUAUCCUAAUUCAGGAAUGCUGUUCACAGCCAAUGAAGCGCCCAAAAUGAAUAUCUACUACAUUCCAGUGUUGGGUCCUGCUCCAAAAUGGUGCUCAUUCCUUGAUAAUCUAACAGAAGAACUGGAGGAGAACCCAGAGACAACAGUGUAUGAUGAUUACAAAUUUGUCACGAGAAAAGACCUUGAAAAUUUAGGGCUUACACAUCUCAUUGGAUCUUCAUUACUCCGUGCAUACAUGCAUGGCUUUUUCAUGGACAUAAGACUGUAUCAUAAGGUUAAAAUGAUGGUGAAUCCAUUUGCCUAUGAGGAGUACAGGAAAGAGAAGAUUAGGCAGAAGAUAGAAGAAGCCCGUGCACAAAGAGUACAACUAAAGAAACUUCCCAAGGUUAAUAAAGAGCUGGCACUAAAACUUAUUGAAGAAGGAGAAGAAAAUCUGCAAAGUGGGAGGAGAAAAAAGCAAAAGAAAACACCAAGCAUUCUUACUGACGAUCGCUUCAAAGUCAUGUUUGAGAACCCAGAUUUCCAGGUGGACGAGAAGAGCGAGGAGUUCCGGCUGCUCAACCCGCUGGUUUCUAAAAUAAGUGAGAAAAGAAAAAAGAAGCUGAAGUUUCUGAAGCAGCAGGAUAGAGAGGAAGAAGAGGAAGAACCAGAAGGAAAACCAAGUGAUGCAGAAAGUUCUGAGACUUCAGAUGAUGAAAAAGGCUGGGUUGAAGAGGUCAGGAAACAGCGCAGACUUCUCCGCCAAGAGGAAAAAGUAAAAAGGCAGCAGGAAAGGUUGAAGGAGGAUCAGCAAACUGUCUUGAAGCCUCAGUUUUUUGAGCUUAAAGCUGGGGAAGAAUUCAGAAGUUUCAAGGACACGGCUCAAAGGCAAAAGUUAAUGAAAAAAACUCUUGGUGAUCGCUUGCAGCUUGAAGAGAAGGUUGGCGCACUAAGUGUACAUGAUACCAUUGUAGGAAGCAAACAGGUUACCUUUAAAUUAAAAAAGUCAGAGCAACAGCAAAAACAGCAGGAAGCAGAGAAGCAUCAUCAUCAGGAGAGGAGAAAACUGAGACGUUCAGCGAGUAAUCUCAAAAGUAAACGAGGAAGAGGACGGCCCUUCCAUUGACUGGACCAUUCUGCUUUUUCACUUGUGGACCUUCAAGAGAUUGGUUUCUUUUUGCCCAGAUAGUGUAUAGAGGAAAAGUAAUGUCUUGGCAAGUCCUGUUUUGACUGAGGUGGACUAUAAAUAGCAUACCUGUGGGCAAAAAACACGUAUAUGAAAAGCAAAGGUGUUUGUUGAGGGGCAGGGAGUUGUUAUCAUAUAACCCUGUGUGUGAUUCUUAUGCAAAACUUCCUACGCAAACUGGAUUUAACCUCUUUUCCAAUUAAGUUUGAACAUCAAUGAAUUGUUUUUGGAAGAGCUGGACAAGGCCAAUCUGCCAAGUCUUUAUCAGUGUUACAGGAUAAAAUGGCUUUAACUGUUUGUUUAGGGCCAUGUAGAUUAGGGUGUUGCCAAUGACAUUUGCCACAAGCGUAACACGCAGAACCAGAACUGUGGAUUUCUGUGAUCUCAUUAAGCAAAGUCUUGCUCCAGCAAAAGAUUUGGAUGCUCACAGUCAAGCUCCCCCAAUACACUUAUGGUCUGUUCCAAAAGGGAGAUGUUCUUAACGAUAUAAAUAUCUGUAUGGGUGCCAAUGUAAUGAAAUAAAAGGAGGGGAGACUACUUCAGUGCUGACCACCUUUGGCACUGUGCUAAUCCUUGGUCUGAUUUUGCAGACGUGUCUCGUAUGAGACCUCUCCUCUUCAUGUCCACAGUGGACAGAUCCUAGCCUAUAGAUGAAUACAAAUGCCUUUCUAACCAUUAUCUCUCUCUUUAAUAUGAACCACAAUCCAGUACAGCUUUUUGAACAGGAGGGGUGAGUUUCUGGGGUCACCUGCCUGUAUUUGGUUCCUGUUGUAAACUUGCUUCUUCUGUAGCUGGAAAAAUGUGAAGACCUCAGUUGUUUGGGGGAAUAUAUCAUGUUUGUACCUUGGCACUGUGUGUCAAUGUAGUGCAAUGCCUACAGUGCCAUCCCAAACAGAGUUACAGCUUUCUAGCUUUGUGGCUUCCAUGGAUUUUGGUUAAAAAAAGGUGUCUCUGCUUAGGAUGGCAGUGUUAGUGUCACAGCACAAUUAUUGGCUUGCAUAAGUGGAGAAGAAACUUAUUUGAAUGCUAAAAUUAAAGGGCUGAAGAGGCUUGAAGAGGAAAACCAGAUGACCUGUCUUGUAAAAGAACUGCUCCAGACUGCAGUGAGAAAAGCCCUCCCGUAUACUGGUUACUGUACUAUAACCAAAGUAAUCGAAGAAAACUAAAGAUGACUGUAUACAAUGCAAAUUAAGAACUGCAAAGCAUUUAAGAGGGUGGGAAGAAAACUACAGUAAUGUGUUUUAAGUUUAUAUCUGCUUCUCGUUGAUGAGCUCUCCCUUUCUAAGAGUAAAUUAUUGAGUGAAGAGCUUUGUAGGGUCAAACCUACCAACAGUCACCAUUUGUUGUUUAGGUGGCUCUGCAUGGCCAGUUUGCUUUGGGAAUUGGCUCUUCCCUUUUGCAUUUGUCUUCUGUGGAGAUUUUUGUGUGUGUAGUUUUUAAUGUUUCUGAAAAGUAGGGCACUAGCAUAAACUCUCUAAUAACCAGCAACUUCAUGAAUAGUUAUGUAUGCAGUCCUGCUGUGAUAUGACUGCCCUGUGGGAUUGUGAAUUCAUGACUUCAGCUGUGACCGUUUUUUGUUAACUCUGACCUAGUUCUUGCUAUUUAUGAAAUGAAAAGUUUCCCUUGGCUUCCUCCAGCCAAUCUUCCAGGGCUCAUCUAGCAUCAUGUAAGUCAAGAGGGAACAAACUUUUUACAAUAAUGAACUCCAAAUGUUUGAUAUUUCUUUUUCUUUUUUUUAAAUCAAAUUCAGGAGAUUUGGUGAAAUAUAUUUACUGUGCAUGUGUCAUUCUCCAUGUGAAUUUCCCUUGUGCAGUUGAUUUUGGCCUUUCACUAGUCAGCGUUGCAGCCCCAGAGCACAUGGGGGUGGGGAGAAGGUAGUGGGUCAGAUAGUGGCUCGGAAGAGGGGGAGAGAAUGUGCUGGGUGUGAUCGUGGGUGAAGAUGUAUUCCCCCAAGCCUGCUGAAAAAUUCACAUAAACAUGCAUUGUUCCAUCACUUUUAAGAUUUAGUCAUAAUCCUAGUGAUUUUUCACUUGAUCUUAACCAAAAGGCUGAGAAGCCAUGGUCCUAGUGAUUCUUGAACCCUAAUAACAAAAGCUUCUCUAGUUAACUUUUUAAUGUAAACAUUAUCAAGAUCAUGUUUCCCAAAGACAAUGAAGAUAAAGCCAUUAAACAAUUUGUGUUAUUCUGCAGUAACAUUUAAAAUUUGAUUGCAGUAUGUUGUGAUGUGAUUUUUUUUUGUCCAUUAAAAGAUGAUCACAGAAACUAUAACAAUGGCCCAAGAAUAUUCAGGAUCUGUUGGAUAUAUAUGGAAAGAUUCAUCUUUAAAAAUAAAGCCCUGGCAGACAGGGUCCUUCUAAGCC